UCGACGACUUGACAAACCACUAAGUUCUCUCCCCUUCGGCCUCAUACACUGAUAAACCAGACCCACCGAUACACAAGGCACUCUUAAAUACAUCAUCAGAACUCUGUCAGCUUUUGGGAUUAUUACAUUCAACAACCACAGUGUGCUUGCGCCUAUUCCCAGCCAACUUGCGCCCCUCUCCCCACCGCCCUUGCCGCCUAACAAGACCCCGCCGUCAGCCUCGAGUCCGCACAGGGUCUUGUCUCAUAGCAUCUCGAGUUUAGGAGCUCGCAUACGGACACCCCAAAUCCUCUGCCGCGCCGUUUUUUGGAAGACAAUCGUCUCUGGGCAGAGCUUCGGUGCAGAUCUUCUGCUUUCAGGGUCCUGGCAGUGCGCCGAGAAUGGCUCUACCAAAGAGAAUCGUCAAGGAGACAGAACGGCUCAUGGCCGAGCCUGUCCCUGGAAUCAGCGCUAUUCCACAUGAAGACAAUCUCCGCUACUUCGAUGUGGAGAUCCACGGUCCCUCGCAGUCGCCCUACGAAGGUGGCGUGUUCAAACUUGAACUCUUUCUCCCCGACGACUACCCGAUGACCCCCCCAAAGAUCCGAUUCCUUACCAAGAUCUUCCACCCGAACGUCGACAAGCUUGGCCGGAUCUGCUUGGAUGUGCUCAAGAAUAACUGGUCCCCGGCACUGCAAAUCCGUACAAUUCUGCUGUCCAUCCAGGCUCUUCUUGGGGCCCCCAACCCCGAUGAUCCGUUGGCCCCGGACGUGGCCAAGAGCUGGAAGGAGGACGAGCAGGCCGCCAUCGCGACGGCAAGAGAAUGGACACAGAAGUAUGCUGUCCCAAAGUAGGAGGCUGGAGGAUUGCUUAUGUCGUUGCCUCUUUGGGCUGGCGACAUAAGGUUCCUGUGGAUGGGUUUGAAGGAUAGCAAAUGCAACUGGGGGUCAGUCUAGCAUGACGAUGUUAGGCUAGGCAGGUAGGAUACAUAGCCUUCCAGCAGAAAGCAUGGGGUGCUCAGUUCGAGACGGGAGUUAUGAGUUAUGGACUAACCACGACGUGUUUGAGCCUUAUUGUUCCUGAAGUGUCAACUGGGAGUUUCAAAAUCAAAAGGAGAAACUAUUGUCUUUGGCUGCGGCAUGCCAAGACCAAAUUCACAAGCCAGGCCCACGCAACUAGGCUGUUGAUUGGCAAUUUUUAGUGGCCCUCCAUGUGAGGCAGAUACAAAACUGGCUCAACACGCGUAUCAAUGAGUGUAGCACCCUAUCUAGGUUCGU
This is a messenger RNA of Phialemonium atrogriseum, 1256 nucleotides long. RefSeq names its product ubiquitin-conjugating enzyme E2 35. The transcript has 4 exons. The coding region runs from base 381 to 833 and encodes 150 amino acids. Lineage: Eukaryota; Fungi; Ascomycota; Sordariomycetes; Cephalothecales; Cephalothecaceae. The record is from RefSeq and is a predicted model, not a curated record.